AUGCUUCAAGAAAAACAGCUAGAGAAAGUGUUUAAAGGAACUGCAAAAGGUGAAAUAAAAACUGGACAAGGUCUAAAUCAAGAAACGGCAUUGAAGAGAUCGGGAGAUACUCAUUGGAGUUCUCAUUAUGGUACGCUUAUUAAUUUGAUAUAUUUAUUUCCUUCUAUCAUUGAUGUUCUUGUGUAUAUUGGAGAAAAUGGUAAUGAUGAUCCACAAAGGGCUGAAGCAAUUGAUUUGUUAGAUAUUAUGAAUCGAUUUGAAUUUGUCUUUGUGUUGCAUCUUAUGAAAAAGAUUUUGGGAAUCACACAUGAGUUAUCACAAGUUUUACAGAGAAGGGAUCAAGAUAUUGUAAAUGCUAUGAAUCUAGUUAAAGUCUCAAAAUGUCAUUUGCAAGUGAUAAGAGAAAAUGGUUGGGAAUCUUUGUUACUUGAGUUUCAAGAACUUAAUAAUCGAUUUGAUGAAGUGAAUACAAAUUUGCUUUUAUGUAUGGCAUGUCUCGAUCCUAAGGACUCAUUUUCUGCAUUCAAUACGAGCAAAUUGAUUCAACUUGUAAAAUUUUAUCCAUGUGAAUUUUCUCCAGUUGCUCUAAUUGAACUUGAAUCUCAACUUGAGAACUUUGUCUUUGAUAUGCGUAUGGAUAAGAAAUUUUCUGAAGUGAGUGGAAUUAGAGGUCUUGUUGAGAAGAUGAUUAUUACAAAAAAGCAUAUUGUUUUUCCUUUGGUAUAUUUGUUAAUCAAAUUAUCAUUAAUCUUGCCAGUUGCUACAGCCACAAUGGAAAGAGCUUUUUCUGCAAUGAAUAUCAUUAAAAGUUCACUUCGUAAUAGAAUGGGAGAUGAGCUACUAAAUAAUUGUUUGGUGACUUACAUUGAAAGGGAUGUAUUUGCAAGUAUUGACAAUGAAGUUAUUAUGGAUAGAUUUCAGUCAAUGAAAAAUAGACGAUGA
Hevea brasiliensis (rubber tree) is the source of this 942-nucleotide messenger RNA. RefSeq lists its product as uncharacterized. Gene Ontology annotation, molecular function: protein dimerization activity. The record is from RefSeq and is a predicted model, not a curated record. NCBI's taxonomy places the organism in Eukaryota, Viridiplantae, Streptophyta, Magnoliopsida, Malpighiales, Euphorbiaceae. The transcript is spliced from 2 exons. The coding region runs from base 1 to 942 and encodes 313 amino acids.